Elaeis guineensis (African oil palm) is the source of this 836-nucleotide messenger RNA. RefSeq lists its product as uncharacterized. Lineage: Eukaryota; Viridiplantae; Streptophyta; Magnoliopsida; Arecales; Arecaceae. The record is from RefSeq and is a predicted model, not a curated record.
GACACGUAAGGGCGAAGUCCCAUAUUUUCCUUCGUUCUCCGCCCUCUCUCGUUCCAUUGUGCUCUUGAUCAGAGUCUCCUCCAGUGUCUCUUCUUCUCUUCUCUCGCUCGCGAUGGUUCUCUUGGCCAAGUUCGGGAAGGCUCUCUUUGCGCUGUUCUUCAUCAUCUCUGCAUGGGAGCAGCUUGGUGAAUUUGGAACUGAUGGAGGCCCAGCCGCAAGAUUGGUUGAGCCCAAGGUUGCCUUCAUCACAGAUCGCGCGAGCUCAACACUUGGAGUACAGCUGCCAAGGAUUGAAAUUAAAGGUUUGAUAGCUAUUGGUAUAGCAUUGAAGGGAAUUGGAGGUAUUUUAUUUGCCUUUGGUAGCUCAACUGGUGCUUAUCUCUUGUUGUUGCAUAUGGGAAUCAGUGCCCCUUUUCUGCAUUAUUUCGAUGACUAUGAUGAUCCGGACACUCUCCAGGGCAUCACACUGGAUCUGGCAAUUUAUGGAAUGCUAUUUUAUUUCGUCGGAAUGGAUAGAACAAUGCUGAUACAGCAGUUCAGGAGGAGGUCCGCCGGACUAAGGACCAUGUAGACAGUACCAACGUAUCCGAUAUCCAUCGACAUAAAAUAAGCUGCUGGGAUAUAGACUCUCUAGUAGCACUUUGUUUUGAGAUCUAGAAAAGGCUGUGGUUUGGCUUCUUCAGUUGUGUAUUGCCAGAUACAUUGGCAUAUCAUUGUGGAGGUUGUUGUAUUUCUGUUUAUUAUGACAUAAACUAGUAUGCUGCUUGGGCUAGUUUGCUAAAUUUUGUUCGCUAUGUCUCAUUUUAAAUAUAUCGGCCAUCCGCAUCUUGUAUGCA